AUGUCGGAGAACCAGCCCAAUGCGAACAAUCACCAUCACCCCGUGAACAACAACGGGGGUGGUGGGGCUGCCGGGGGAAACAACCGGGGGGUACGGAACCCCAACCUCAACCAGAACCCCCUGAUUAAUGUGCGCGAUCGCCUCUUCCAUGCCCUUUUCUUCAAGAUGGCUGUAACCUAUGCCCGCCUCUUCCCACCCUCGUUCCGCCGCAUCUUCGAGUUCUUCGUCCUUCUCAAGGCUCUCUUUGUGCUAUUCAUCCUGGCUUACAUUCACAUCGCCUUCUCCCGGUCGCCCAUUAACUGCCUGGAGCACGUGCGGGAUAAGUGGCCGCGCGAUGGCAUCCUGCGGGUGGAAAUACAACGCAACUCCAGCCGAGCCCCCAUCUUCCUGCAGUUCUGCGAGGUGGAGAAAUUCCCGGGAAUGGUGAUUGAGUCUGUGCAUGAGGAGGAGGAGGAGGAAGAGGAGGAAAUGACCGUGGAGAUGUUUGAAAACAGCUCUGUCAAGUUUGAGCUGGACAUCGAGCCCAAGGUGUUUCUCAAGCCACCCCGGGCGAGCAGCACUGAGGCACUGACCCAGGUGACCCAGAACGAAAGCCAGGAGUUCUCGUUUAGCGAGGCGACCACUAAAGGUAUGCAGCCUCUGAGUGAGACUGUGUCCGAGUUUGAGAUGCUAGCCAGAGCAGUGUGGCCCCAGGAAGAGUACAUUGUGGAGUAUUCUUUGGAGUACGGGUUUUUACGCCUGUCUCAGAGCACUCGUCAGCGUCUCAGCAUCCCAGUCAUGGUGGUGACACUAGAUCCCACCAGGGACCAGUGCUUUGGAGACCGAUUUAGUCGCCUGCUGCUGGACGAGUUCCUGGGUUACGAUGACAUUCUAAUGUCCAGUGUGAAAGCUUUAGCUGAAAACGAAGAGAACAAAGGUUUCCUCCGCAACGUGGUGUCCGGGGAGCACUAUCGCUUUGUUAGCAUGUGGAUGGCUAGGACUUCGUACCUAGCAGCCUUUGUUAUCAUGGUCAUAUUUACUCUGUCCGUCUCAAUGCUGUUGCGCUACUCUCAUCAUCAGAUCUUUGUCUUCAUUGUGGACCUCUUACAGAUGCUGGAGAUGAACAUGACCAUUGCAUUCCCUGCUGCUCCCUUACUCACUGUCAUUUUGGCUCUAGUAGGCAUGGAAGCCAUUAUGUCCGAGUUCUUCAAUGACACCACCACUGCGUUUUAUAUCAUCCUCAUUGUGUGGCUGGCGGACCAGUAUGAUGCCAUCUGUUGCCACACCAAUACUAGUAAGAGGCAUUGGCUCAGAUUCUUCUACUUGUACCACUUUGCCUUCUAUGCAUACCACUAUCGAUUUAAUGGGCAGUACAGCAGCCUGGCUCUGGUCACCUCAUGGCUUUUCAUCCAGCACUCCAUGAUCUAUUUCUUCCAUCAUUAUGAGCUGCCGGCCAUCCUCCAGCAGAUCAGAAUCCAAGAGAUGCUGCUGCAGAACCAGCAGGUGGGUCAAGGGACCCAAACAACGCUGCAGGACAACCUCAACAACAACACUACAGCCGCCCCCACCGACAUGGGCGGCAGGCGGCCCCACCUGGCAGCUGGUCCCGCCGCAGAAAGCAGCAGCCCCAGUUCUCUGGCUCCCAGCGAGGAUCCCAGUGCUGUUGCCAUUGCAGCUGCUACAGCCUCUUCUGUAGGGAGUGAUCUGAACUGGGUCGCUGAAACUGCCGCCAUCAUUACAGAAGCCUCGUUUCUGUCUGACCUGAGCACUACCCUCUUGGAGCCAAACGUGGUGCACGAAGCCAUGGCCAAUGGGAGCCCACAGGAUGCAGCUGUCGCUGCUGCUUCAAGCUUGGUAGCCCGAAUUCGAGUCAGUAGCGACCACGUGGAGACUGCUAUGGGCUCCAUUACUAUUGAGGUCUCUUCAACAGCAGUGGUUACUGCAACAGAUGCACCCCCUGGUGCAGAAGACACACCAGCCACCCCCCUUGCCAGUGCCCCCCUUGUCCCAGCACCGGAGGAUCGUGCGUCUGUCCCCAGUCCUUCCCUUCCCGAGCAGACUGAGGCUGCAGGGGAGUCAUUGAGCCAAGCAGAACCUAGCGGAAAGGACUGUGUUGCAAACAGUAACCUGGCAGAGACCCCUCAGCCCCUCACGCAAGAUACUGAUCUGGUCAAGCAUUUGGCUAGUGCUUUUGGGGACCAUGGGGAGACUGCCCCCUGCCCAACAGCAGUGGACAGUACAGCCUGCUCCGAAGCUCACUCGGAACCAGAGUCCAGGAGCCUGUCCUGAGCUUGUUCUCUCCUUGUUCUCUGGCAGUCCAGAAGGAAUCUGGAUUUCUUGUUUCUCCCCAUGCCUCCCCCAUAAUUCCUUUUAGCGGAGGCAAAGCAGCUGGAGCACAGUAAAGAGGCAGUACAUUUCUCCCCUGGACAGUAAAUGUGUAUGUGUGACUAGCCAUUAAUACCCAGCAUCCCUCUGCAACUAGACCUGCAGAGAGAGGUUCUCCACCGCGUGCAAGCUGCUGGGGCCCCACGUUUUUCUUAAGCCAUUGGCAGACAACAGGGCUGCAGGAUUGGUGCACUCGGGCUAGUCAGCGUCACACUUCUGUGGUCCCCCCUUCUUCCUCUCCCACCCCUCCUGCGUUGCUCUUACAAGGAAGGGCUUCCAGUUGUACCGGCUGGAUCAGCUGCUGGGGACUGAGUCGUUAGCCCUACUCGCCUUUGCAAGCGUGACCCAAAUUGUACUAAACAGGGUUUUUUUUGUUUUAACCAAAAAAAAAAAAUCUUAGUGUGAUGAGUUGCAUCUAAUGUGAUGUAUUCCCGAAAAGACAGGUGGGAAAGCUCAUCAACUGAAAUGGAAAUGAACCUCAGGGGCUGUCAGAAACCACUUGCUGGAGCUAAGAGUCAUUUCCUUUCAUCAUGGGAGCUUCGGUGGAUGCUGCUUGACAUCUUCACUCUGACAGUUUGGUAGCAUCUAGCUGAUUGUCUGCCGCUGAAUCUCCCUGUUCUCAGCUCUUGUUCCUCACCAGCCAUGUGGGCCUUGACUGUAUAGGGGUUUUUUGGCUACUUAGCAAAGGAGUAAAGUUGGCGGUUGCAAAGACAAAUUAUAUAUAUAGCUCUAUCUAUUUUUAGAAAGAUGCAGAGGUUUUAAAGGGCGAGAGACAAGUCUGUAUUAAUGGGGGGAGAAGAUACGGGUGGCAGUUUCCUGGCGUUCCUAUCUUUUAGAACUGCAGUUUGUGUAACAGAAUGUGUGUGUGGCGGGGGUGUUCAGGUCUCCUUUGAAGAUCCACAGAAGGCAGCAGAGGACAUCAGCAAGCUUGGCCUUCCGCUAGGGAAAGUGCAUCUUAAGCCCUGUGCGCUUUUACCAGAUAUCAUUGCAGUAGAGAAGCUGGGAAAUAGGGCUUUGAUUAGCUGUAGUUAAGCAUCUUUCUGCUGCCCUCUCCCCCUGACCUCUUACCAGUGGCCACCCUGUCCUGGGAGAGGUGAAACGUGAGGCUGUUUUCCUGUGCUAACAGAUCUCUGAGAGCCAGUCAGCGCUGUCUGAGCUGAUAGGUUCAUACCGCUUCCCUGGCAGGUGGCAGGGGUGUGCUUGGAACCAUCUAGGAUGAUUCUGGGACGGAUCCCCAUGGCUAUCCUCCCUUUUCCAUUCCCACUGCACCCCCGAAAGGAGAGCAGCUCUUCUUGCUGCCACAUGGCCUCUGUCAGGGGCUCUCUGAAUCCAGCACCUUAAAUGCAUAGCACAUAGACUGGGUAAGCUAGAGCCAGGGGCUGUGGCCUGAAAACCUUAGUUAGAAACUGAACUAUAGCUUCAUAAUUCAUGGAAGAGCCUUUAGGGACGCAUGUGUGUAGCCCGGUCACCACACAGCUCCACUCUUUGCUUUGGUGGCUUAGUUUGUUUUUUUCAGUGCCUUGUCCCAUGCGUGGGACACCUUCACAUCCUAAGAUUGGGCCCUUCCAUGAGUUGAGAAACCCCCUUGGCACAGGGCCAGAAGGGGAGACUGCAGGUAGAAAACUGUUACUCACAAUGGUUCAGUAGAAAAGCAAAGGACCCGAACAGUGAAGCCAAGAAGAAAUUUAGAUAAACCCUCCCUCUCCUCCCUGGCAAAAAGGAAGCCUGGAGCACUAUCCUGCUGAAAGGAGAGGCAAAGCUAGCUGUGAGAUUAGUGUCUCACCCUGGUAGACUGUAGUUUGCCCAAGGGCUAUCUGGCUCUAUACCUUUUUACUAACUAGUUGUAGUGGGUGACAUCUGGUACCCAAGUUAGAGAGGCUGCAUUAGAAACCAUCCUGUUAUUGGCAGCAGAGUUUUCUAGUUCACUCAGCCUGCAUUGGUAUGCCCAUCCUGGGAGCUGCUUCCUUUGGAGAAGGGUUUGUGGUAGGUGAUGUCCGGUUCCCCCAGCAAGGCUCUGAGAGGGGAGAUAAACUCAGGAAAAGGUAGCGUAUGUGGUGGAAAAGGGAAGUGCCAUGGGGGAGGGUGGGGCUUAGCCCCCCCCUUGAUUAGAGGGGAGCUGGAAGGCAUGUCUCUAGGGGGGUGGAGACCAAGCUGUGGAAUUGUCCUUGGGCUCCAUCCUUGCCUACAUGAGCUAAGCAGCCAGUAGGUGCAGCCGGUGUUUCCUUCCCAGGAAUGAGGCUCUUAGGCAUUUCCACUGCUUCCAGCAGCGCCUCCCCCAUGCGGUGUGGGGAAGUGAGGUGUGAUCGAAGGCUUUGCCAUGUCAGUGGCUGCCCAGCACAGAGGGGUUCCCGACAGUAUCUUCGCCUUUCCUCCCCAGAAACCCUUUCUAGGGAGUACAUGCUGCUGCUGGAGGUGGAGAGCGCAUGCCAGGGCCCGAUACAUUGGUGGACCCCUCUCACUACACCCAACCUCCCCAGGAGCGAGAUGGGGUCCAGCCAACAUCUCCCCCCUCAAUUAUCUGAUGCUGCUUCUAGGCAGGUUGUAAAGGUCACAGAGCACAAGGCAGCAGAAACAGCUGUAGGAUUUGGGGGGGGGGGGGAAUGAACCAAAUCAUUUGCUGAAUGAAGAGUAGAGUUCAUUCUAUUUAAUUAAUGUACAAAAUGUGUUUGUAUAUAUAAUAAAUAUUAUCUCGAACAGC
Emys orbicularis (European pond turtle) is the source of this 5062-nucleotide messenger RNA. It is a transcript of the gene TMEM259, whose product is annotated as transmembrane protein 259. Gene Ontology annotation, biological process: positive regulation of ERAD pathway; response to endoplasmic reticulum stress. The transcript has 11 exons. The record is from RefSeq and is a predicted model, not a curated record. Bases 1 to 2268 code for a protein of 755 amino acids. NCBI's taxonomy places the organism in Eukaryota, Metazoa, Chordata, Testudines, Emydidae. Gene Ontology annotation, cellular component: endoplasmic reticulum.